GAUUGGGAGCUAAGCUUUCUUAGCUUAGUCUAGAAAUUCUUAACUAUUGACUUAAGAAGACUUUAAGUCUAAACAGUAACUGCAGUGUUUUUUUUUUUUUUUUUUUUUCUUAGCUAAAUAUGUUUAAAAAGACUCCAGGAAAACAUUUUUUGAAGUUAUUAUUGGAUGAUAGGACUAUGGGGCGGAGUUGGCCUUAGAGAAAUGAUAGCAGCAUUAAUAAAAAGUAUUUUAAAAAGCGCAUGCUGGACUCAAGUCAGUAUAGCUCCAGAAGACAGGAGCAGGAAGACAAGAUGAAUGAUGUGAAACUUGCUGUCUUGGGUGGUGAAGGAACAGGCAAAUCUGCCCUCACAGUAAGGUUUCUUACCAAGCGAUUCAUUGGAGAAUAUGCCUCUAAUUUUGAAUCUAUCUAUAGCAAGCAUUUGUAUUUGGAAGGGAAGCAACUGAAUCUAGAAAUAUACGAUCCUUGUUCUCAACCACAGAAAGCAAAAUUCUCCCUCACAAGUGAGCUGCACUGGGCAGAUGGGUUUGUUAUUGUGUAUGACAUCAGUGACAGGUCCUCAUUUGCUUUUGCAAAAGCACUGAUCUACAGAAUUCGGGAGCCACAAACUAGUCAUUGUAAAAGAGCUGUGGAAUCAGCUGUGCUUUUGGUUGGUAACAAGCAAGAUCUCUGUCAUGUACGAGAGGUUGGCUGGGAAGAAGGGCAGAAGCUGGCAUUGGAUAACCGAUGCCAGUUCUGUGAAUUGUCUGCAGCAGAGCAGUCUCUGGAGGUAGAAAUGAUGUUUAUCAGGAUUAUCAAGGACAUCCUGACAAACUUCAAACUCAAAGAAAAGAGAAGACCCAGUGGAUCUAAAUCAAUGGCUAAAUUGAUCAAUAAUGUAUUCGGAAAGAGACGGAAAUCUGUUUAGCAGAUGUGUUAUCUUAGGGGAUUUAUUAUAUCAGAGAGUUUCAAAUAUUCACAUGAUCAUGAAAUUUAUCCUUUGUAUGCAGGUUUUUUUUUUUUUUUUAAUAAUUCUCUUAGAGAAGUGAAAUGGCCGAACAUAAGCCAUAGCUUUGUUUUCAGAUACACAGUUUGCCUUUUUGGUUGUUUGUGUCUGUAUACUCUGCUUCACAUGAAAUCUUUUUCUCUAUGACACAGAAUAGCAUUCGCUAUAACUUAUUGAUGCAUUGCUAUCCAAUUUGCCUUGCCAAAUAAACUCUGCUUAAUAAUGUUAUUAAACUACCAUUCCAGAGGCCUCAGUUGACCUUUAUUUUAUUUAUUUCUUUUGAAUGAAGUAUGUAAUUAUAUUUCAUAUAGUUAAUGUGUUAUAGUGCUGAAUUUAUAAAUUUGUAGAAGUUCACAAUUUAGUAGAAAUGCAUGAAUUUAAUUUUGAAAAUGCCUUUACAGGAAUUCAGUGAGUCCUUGAUAUUGCUUACAUCUGGAUAUUACUUAUUACCCAUACUACUUAUUUUGCCUAUAGCUUAGGCCUUGAAGAUUUAAAUUCCUUGCCUGUAGGUGUAGUCUGUAUUUGGUCUGAUGAUGAAAAAUUCUGCCUUUCCUUGUAUUCUUUGCUAAGAAGGGUAAUUAUCAUAGAGAAAUUAACUUAUACAGCUUUUCAUAUGAAAAAGAGCAGUUGAUUUUCGUUCACAUAGAGAUCCAUACAUCACAGGGAAAGAAAAAAAUAAAUGCUGUUUGCUAAAUAUAUAACCUUGAAGACCUUAUUGCCCUGAAAGAAACACCAUAUUAGACAGACAUUUGGGCCUUCUUAGAUUUCUUUGAGUACAGUUUCCUUCAGAAAUCAACCUUUUACCACCCCGCACUUUAGUACCACUGCGGUUAGCCUUGCUCCAUUUCAAGUCAUAGCCCUAGACCUAACUUCAGCCAAAUCACUGAUAAAUUAAGGUUAGGUCUCCGAGAAGUUAAACUGGGAGCACAAGCAAUGGUACAUAUGUUGGGUAACAUGUAUUGGCAGGACCCUGGGGGCAAAGGUGGAAGAGAAUCUUGAGUAGAGCGUGGUACAGAAGAUUCAGCUGCAAAGGGGAGAAUCAUUGACGUGGUGUUACCAUGAGUCAUGAUUACGCGUUGGAGGAGUGAUACCGAGAGCUCAUUGGUGCAGCUUUGCUGUUCCUCAGGAGCCUGACCUGGAUACACUAGAGUAAAAGUAGUGGAAAUAAUAAGACACCGUGUGGUAGAAUACAAAAUAGUUCAGAACAUUCAUAAAGAUAGGGGAGUUAGAAUUGAUACGGUGCAGGUUGACCCAAGAACCUGCCAUCUUGCUGUGUUGCUUGGGACCAUUCAGAGGCAUUUUUAUUACUAAGGAAGCGAGGAGGCACAGACAACUUUGAGAAGCUUAACAGUGGCUGUGCUUACAGGUCAGAAUUGGCAGUGGGGAUCCUGCCAUCGAACUGUGCUCCUCCGUAUCAGUGCAGGUGAUAGAAUCCUGGAAGAGUAGAAUCAGAGUGCCGGCAUUUAACUAGGUUCCUGUUAUCCACCCACUCAGCCCCCAAAGAAGUGAUGCUAUGUCCAGGGUAGAGGCUCCGUUUGUAACACUGGCUCGUUGGAAACUUAGAAGUAAUGUGCUCAAUCAGCUAUAUAGAGGCAAAGCCCAUAUUAUAAGCCCAGGCAUCUCUUCCAUCUGUGGAAUGCCACUGUGACCACUACUAUCCUGGAUCCAUUUUGUAAGCACAGGGAUGGCCAAGAAAAGAGGCAGGUUGAUAUCUGCAGGACAGGUCAUUCUGUCCACUCGGUUGCAAAGUGAGUUCUCAUCGGUGGAUGCUCUCUGAUGGGCAGUAGCACGAUACACAAAUAUAUGUCCAUUUUAUGCUCUCUCUAGGAGAUCCAUUCAUAUAAUUUUUCUCUAGUUUUUCUUGUCACUGUCUUCCAGUUUUACUUUACACUGAUCUCAGACCAACUGGCAAAACCGCUGAUGGCUGCAUAGAAAUCUGUACCAUGCGCCACCUUUUCUAACAUACAAAGGGUAGAUAACCAAGUAUACACCUCGAAGCUCUGGCAAAUGGGACAGUGAACUUCUUGGUAACCUCCCUGUAACGAGGCCCAGUCCUCUUAUUGCUUGCACUUAUAUCUCAAGCUUUGGAAAGCUUUCUAUCAAUUCGGAACAUUCAGAUUUGAUUGCUAUGUCAAUGAGAAAUAAGCUUUUUUUUUUUUUUUCAAAGAUUUUAUUUAUUUA
Messenger RNA from Mustela erminea (ermine), 3164 nucleotides. It is a transcript of the gene RERGL, whose product is annotated as RERG like. Gene Ontology annotation, molecular function: GTP binding; GTPase activity. Bases 240 to 905 code for a protein of 221 amino acids. The record is from RefSeq and is a predicted model, not a curated record. Lineage: Eukaryota; Metazoa; Chordata; Mammalia; Carnivora; Mustelidae. The transcript has 5 exons.